This is a messenger RNA of Olea europaea var. sylvestris, 1558 nucleotides long. Its product is annotated as probable FAD synthase. Bases 14 to 1243 code for a protein of 409 amino acids. The transcript is spliced from 13 exons. Gene Ontology annotation, molecular function: FMN adenylyltransferase activity. The record is from RefSeq and is a predicted model, not a curated record. Gene Ontology annotation, biological process: FAD biosynthetic process. Lineage: Eukaryota; Viridiplantae; Streptophyta; Magnoliopsida; Lamiales; Oleaceae.
UUGAGUCUAAUGGAUGAACUUUGACAGUUUCAAAUUGCAAAUGGACAUCAUUCGCCUGGAUUUAAAGGCAGGUCUGGAGGCUCUUUUAAAAGCAAUGCCUAUUAGAGCUAUUUUUCUCGGAGUCCGAAUUGGCGACCCUACUGCGGUAGGUCAAGAGCAAUUCUCUCCUAGCUCUACUGGAUGGCCACCUUUCAUGAGAGUGAAUCCAAUUCUUGAUUGGUCAUAUAGAGAUAUUUGGGCCUUCCUCUUGACUUGCAAGGUUCGAUACUGCAGCCUUUAUGAUCAGGGUUAUACUUCCAUUGGUAGCAUUCAUGACACCGUUCCUAAUGCUUUAUUGUCCAUUGGCAACGCCAACAACGUUGAAGAAAAAUUCAAACCUGCUUAUCUGCUCCCAGAUGGAAGAUUGGAAAGAGCUGGUAGAAUAAAAAAUUUCUCUUCUCGGCCAUUAUCUGCCAUUAGCAAUGGUUUGAAAAGUGAGGAUGGACAUCGGAAAUGCACGCUCACAGCCUCGGUCAUUGCUGUGGGAGAUGAAAUUCUGUUUGGCACUGUCGAGGAUAGGUUAGCAUUAACUUUGUGUAGAAAGCUCCAUUCCAUAGGUUUGGCUGUCUCACAGUUUGCUGUAACAAAAAGUGAUGUUGAUUCAGUUGCUGAGGAAGUUGAGAGGCAAAAGUCUAGAAAUGACAUGGUGUUCAUAUAUGGAGGAGUUGGUCCAUUGCAUUCAGAUGUCACUGUAGCUGGAGUUGCAAAAGCAUUUGGUGUUCGCAUGGCACCUGAUGAAGAAUUUGAAGAAUAUUUAAGGCAUCUUAUUGGUGAGAAGUGCACAGGUGAUAGGAAUGAGAUGGCACAGUUGCCAGAGGGUAUCACUGAAUUGCUGCAUCAUGAACAGCUUCUUGUGCCUUUGAUCAAGUGCCAAAAUGUGAUAAUUCUUACUGCAACAAAUGUUGCUGAGAUGGACCAGGAAUGGGAUUGUUUGAUUGAAUUUAUGAGAUCUGACAGUCUUUUAGUAGCCGCUGAACCAUUUAUAUCAAAGCGACUGGCAACAACUCUUUCUGACGUGGAAGCGGUUCAUCCUCUUUCAGAAAUCUGUAUUGAAUUUCCUGAUCUUUACAUUGGAGGAUACCGUGAAUCAAGAAAAGGACCUCUUCUUGUUACUUUCGAAGGAAAGGAUCAAGAGAGAAUAAACGCAGCCGUGGAAGCAUUAUGCAAGAAAUUUCAGCCGGGGUCAUUCUCCGAAGUUAACUGACCAUGAAAUUAUCUGUGAUUUGCUGAACUUCCAGAUUGUGGCCUGAAAAGUAAUCAUCACCAUUUUUGGGGGUUAAAUUUUGUGAGGAAGAAUUUUGAAAUUGCCAUUGAUACCAGGGAUGAUUGAUUAUGUUCAAGCAUGUAAUAGCUUUGCGCUGUAUUAGGAAAGUUGUGUAGCAGGAAAUUAAGUAGCCAUUAUUUAAACCAUACGUCAACUAUGUAUACUUGCUAAUCCUGUUAUCCCAUGUUUAUCUUGAUAUGUACUUCACUUUAUUGAAAUUUUCUGAAAAAUGAAAAAUAUUCUUCUUUUUAUAUA